AAUUAUUUUGUUACUCAACAAAACUAAAGGCGCACUGUAAAGGUCCAUACAAUAAGUCUGGAUCAAAACUACGAAAACUACUUUUUUACGAGAAAGACGAGGAGAUUAUGGACGAUGACGCGAAAGUAAGCAAUUCUGUCACUUCGUCACGCAAUCCUAGUAGGCGAUCGUCACGAGUUGGUUCCGUGUCUAUAGAACCGAAGCUUUUUUAUGUCGAAGAAGAAGACUCAGUUUUUAGCUCUACCGAAAACAUCCCUGAUAGCACCAACAGUGAACCAAAUAAAGAAAUGAACGGCACUAACAGCGAAGACGGGUAUAAUCGAGAACUUUAUCAAAGACAACGACGUCUCAGAGCUCAAAUCGAGUAUCACUUUAUGAAUCCGUGGGAGAAAUACAAAGCCAGGAAUAGGAAGCCGUGGAAACUAUUGAUACAGAUCUUCAAAAUAAUCAUUGUCACUGUCCAGGUAUAUCUGUUUGGAGCUGACAGAUUUUCUGUGGUGAAUUUUAUGGAUGACAAUCAAGAAGCUCUGCGUUACUUGUUUUUAAAAGACUAUGGUGGAGAUGCAAAUGCUGUCAGAACUGUCUACACAAAGAACCAAGUUUAUAUGUACCUGAAGUAUGCACAUGAACAGUACUAUAACAUAGCAGAAGCAGCUGGAUCAUAUGCCUAUACAGAUCUGGAUAUAUUUGGUGACCCUCCUGCUGUCAGACUUUGUUAUGAUUACUACAAGCAAGUUGAACUCAAUGCCUCAUCAAACAGUUAUACAUUUGAUCCUACUGUUAUCAAUGAAUGUGAUUUUUUGCCAAAGCCACAUGAUCAUCAGCAUAUUAUCACCAACACUUCUUUUAACUUUGGAAGGUUGCUCAGUCUAAAGCUAGACUUCCUUUUGAAUGCAAUAAACCUUAAAGGAGUCAAGGCUUGGGAUAAACCAACAUGCUACCAACUGAAUGUCACGUUACUGUUUGACAACAAAAAGCGAGAUGGACAGAUGCCUAUCAACUUGAACUUGGAAAAUAAUUGGCUACAGUGUAAAGCUGACUCACAGAUCCACUCAAUUGAUAGUUAUAGUACCAUUAUCCGUAUCCUCUUGAUUGUAUUCGACUCCCUGGUCGUCGUUGUCUGCCUAGCAUCACUGACGCUAAGUGUACGGUCGCUUAUCAAGUGUCUCAAAUUGAUCAAGGAGGCUCGUGCCUUUUUCAUUGCCAAUGAGGAUCAAGACCCCCUAUCCUUAUCUGAUGCAAUGGAUUUAUUCAACUGGUGGUUCGUUAUCAUUAUUAUCAGCGACAUCUUGACGAUUCUUGGCUCCAUCUACAAAAUGGCAAUUGAUCAGAAGGAUUCAAACUUUUACGACGUGUGCAGCUUACUGCUUGGUAUUGCAGUUUUGCUGGUGUGGACUGGUCUCUUGAGAUUUCUUGGAUAUUUAAAGCAAUAUAACGUGUUGUUGCUGACACUGAAAGCCUCGGGGCCCAGCAUCCUUAGAUUCUGUGUUUGCGCGGGAGUGCUCUUUCUAGGCUUCACUUUCUGCGGCUGGAUCGUCAUUGGACCAUAUAAUACCAAGUUCCGAGACACCACAGUGACAGCAGAGGCACUGUACUCGCUAGUGAAUGGAGAUGACAUGUAUAAUACUUACGCCAUGGUCAACCCUGAGAGCAAGGCAAUCUGGGUAUACAGCAAGCUAUACUUGUACGUGUUCAUCUCGCUCUUCAUCUACGUUGUUCUCAGCUUGUUCAUCGGUAUCAUCGCAGAUACGUACGAGAGAUUAAAGGAUAUGGGGGAACUUCCACCAUCCAGACUUCAUAGAUUCGUGGAGGAAACAAGUUCUAGAAAUACCGGUGACACUGAAGAAAGAGGCAACGGCGACCAGCCAAGGAAUAGAGCUUUAAAGCGUGAGCAGUCGACAGACUCCGUCAUGAGAAGAAUGUCCCUCGACUCAACCGGAUUAGAGUGACGUCAUUGUGUGUCGCUUGCCAAAGCCGGGAUAGGGUGACGUAAUCAAUGCACCCUUUACCGAGAGUAGGACUGGGUAAUAGUGACGUAAUCGUUCUCCAUUAGUCCAGAGUGGGACUCGGCUAUUAAUUAAGUGACAUCAUCGGAAUGCGAAGUGAAGAGAGGAGUGACUCUGUCAUACUUUGAUCGACAUUGGUGGAAAGCGGGACUCGUGUGACGUCAUCGGUUAACGAUGUAGAUCCAUCCUUCACGAUGAGUCGAUACCUCGGGACCGUUAAUUAAAAAUAAAUGUUAGCCGAUAAAUAGAUGUAGCCAAAUACAGUACUUUCACUUUUAUCUUUGUGAUAUUUUGGGACUUGGAUGUUUAUAAUAUGUAACUGAAAUUUUAUGUAUAUCAUGUAAAUAAGAUAUUUUUCAAAAUAGAUGAAAAUGCAGUACGACAAAAUUAAACAAUAAACGAAUAUAAAUAAGAAAA
Messenger RNA from Nematostella vectensis (starlet sea anemone), 2423 nucleotides. Its product is annotated as mucolipin-3. Gene Ontology annotation, molecular function: NAADP-sensitive calcium-release channel activity. The transcript has 13 exons. The record is from RefSeq and is a predicted model, not a curated record. NCBI's taxonomy places the organism in Eukaryota, Metazoa, Cnidaria, Anthozoa, Actiniaria, Edwardsiidae. Gene Ontology annotation, cellular component: plasma membrane; lysosomal membrane. The coding region runs from base 108 to 1949 and encodes 613 amino acids.